AGGCCAUCAGGAAGGUGAUCAAUCUCAAUUCGUUAGCGUUGGCUAUCACCUCAAUAUUACGCGUGGAUAACGAGCCUCUUGAGCCACUGGAUCUGACUGUCUGCGGACCGGCUUUGUGAUCAUUUGGGGAACUUCUUGUGAAGUCUGUGGCCAAUUGUUUUCUUGCAAUUCCAAUCAUCAGCUGGAGGUCAGAGCCACUGCUCUCCUAAAAGAGUUUAUUGGUUUUGUGGAUUUUUAGUUUACGGAUCUCAAAGAAAAAAAAAAAAGAGCACAGAAGACCAAAAAUAAGAGGUGUCUCUCUGGAGCUUAACAAUGAUGUCAUACCUCAAACAGGGCCCUUAUGCCAUGAACGGGCUGGGGCUCAAUGGGGCAACCAUGGACCUCCUCCAUCCCUCUAUGGGAUAUCCGUCACAUCCUCGUAAACAGAGAAGAGAGAGAACAACGUUCACUCGCACUCAGCUGGACAUACUGGAAAAUCUGUUCGCCAAGACACGCUACCCAGACAUUUUCAUGCGUGAGGAGGUUGCUCUGAAAAUCAAUUUACCUGAGUCAAGAGUGCAGGUUUGGUUUAAAAACAGACGGGCAAAGUGUCGUCAGCAGCAGCAGAGCAGCAGCAGUUCCAAGAUCCGUCCGGCGAAGAAGAAAUCCUCUCCCUCCCGCGAGAGUCCGGGGUCAGAGAGCAGCGGCCACUUUACUCCUCCUGCCGUCUCCAGUAACACCUCAUCGUCCUCAUCUUCGUCCUCGGGCUCCAACCACUCUGGUCUUAGCGGAGUGGGCCUGAUAAGCAGCUCUUCCUCAGGAACAACACCUGUCUCGUCCAUCUGGAGUCCCGCUCCGGUCUCGCCACUCCCCGCUCCCUCUUCGCUCCCAGACAUCUCCCCCCCGGCCAGUGCUUCCUGCAUGCAGAGGGCCAUCUCGGGCGGCGGGGGCUCCACAGGAGUGCCGUCGUACCCUAUGCCCUACAACCAGGCUCCCAGCUAUGCCCAGGGCUACCCAACCUCAAAUGGUGCCUCUUAUUUCGGUGGCAUGGACUGCGGAUCCUAUUUGGCCCCGAUGCCUGGCCACGCCCACCAUCACCCUCACACCCAUCACACACAGCUAAGCACCGCCGCGGUGUCAGGACACCACCCUCACCAUAUCGGGCAGAGUGGGGGACACCCGCACCACCCUCACCAGGGGUACAGCAGCGCUGGACUGCCAUUCAGCUCCUCGGACUGUCUGGAUUACAAAGAUUACAAAGAUCAGGCUGCCAUGGCUUCAUCAUGGAAACUGAACUUCAGUUCGGCAGCGGCCGACUGCUUGGACUACAAAGACCAGGCCGCCUGGCGCUUUCAGGUUUUGUAAGGAUUAUUCAUGUUGUUUCCUGAUGUUUACUUGUUUGUUUUACUGUGGAGAAAGUCUUUUCCUCAAUGUUGGACACCACAGGGAAGAAGUUGUGACUUUUGUGCCAACUUUUCCCACUUUUCCGGUGAAGAGCUGUAGGAACAAGGGUUCGUGAACCAAGCUAGACGUGCCCUCGGUGGACAGAUUAUAAAGCGAAGGUCAAAUUUGUCGCACUCCCGACAGGACGCACUGAACAAAUGAGACAUGUGAUGUUUGAAACAAUGAAGGCAAUAAUAAUUUUAUAUUAUUUUCUUUACAGAGGUGAAUGUGACUUAUGCCUUACAGCUUGUGUGAGAUGUUAAAAACUAAUUUGCAUUCAUGUUCAUUUAAUAAAUAUAAGCUUAAAUUUGAGACAAACUGUUUUUCAUUCCCUUUUUGACUUCUGAUGUACCAAACAUUAUGGGCCUUGUA
Carassius carassius (crucian carp) is the source of this 1794-nucleotide messenger RNA. RefSeq names its product homeobox protein OTX1 A-like. Gene Ontology annotation, molecular function: RNA polymerase II cis-regulatory region sequence-specific DNA binding; DNA-binding transcription factor activity, RNA polymerase II-specific. The record is from RefSeq and is a predicted model, not a curated record. Lineage: Eukaryota; Metazoa; Chordata; Actinopteri; Cypriniformes; Cyprinidae. Bases 313 to 1344 code for a protein of 343 amino acids. The transcript has 4 exons. Gene Ontology annotation, cellular component: nucleus. Gene Ontology annotation, biological process: multicellular organism development; regulation of transcription by RNA polymerase II.